Esox lucius (northern pike) is the source of this 1436-nucleotide messenger RNA. RefSeq names its product testis expressed 47 (gene tex47). Bases 251 to 1075 code for a protein of 274 amino acids. Gene Ontology annotation, molecular function: FAD binding; blue light photoreceptor activity. The record is from RefSeq and is a predicted model, not a curated record. NCBI's taxonomy places the organism in Eukaryota, Metazoa, Chordata, Actinopteri, Esociformes, Esocidae. The transcript has 9 exons.
GUCAAUAGGUGCCUUUCAAGUUUUCAAUAUUGUCCAAUUACACGAUUGUUAUACGAAUGUAUUACAGUUGUUAAAUAUAUUAAGUUAAACCUCGUAAUUAACAUUAUAGUCAUGUUAAUACGUUUGCAAGGAACACCCGUUGGACUUCAACAGCAAUAUUGGUAAAGGUGAAUGUCCUGCCUCUUUCCCUGAUAUUUUUCUCCAGCCCAGCUCGUUGCUUAGUAACACGUCGAAACAAGCGUUGUCAAUCAUGGCUUCAAGAUCGCACGAAGUUGAUAAUGUGCCCUUUACGGUCUGGAACUCGGCAUUUGAAGACAGAAUGUCGCUGUUUACUAAGCUGGAGGAGUCCCAGAGGACCGUUCGAAAGAAGUUCCUGUUACACCGGUUGGUAGUUGUUGCCAGCCUCCCCCAGCAACUCGAAGACAGGAGAGACAUUGGAGCUCACUACGAGGAGCUGAACCAGCGCUUGCAGAGGAAAUACCAAGGUGAUGCUGUCACAGGCCUGCUUUUGCUGUACCCAACCUGCAUGCUUCACGUCAUGGAGUCAUCCAGCGAGGUACUUGCAGGUGUGCUGCAGGAUCUGAGAGAUAUGCAGGAAGGUCCACAUGGUGCCCGCAUCGAGGUGUCCAAGAUCCUGGUGAUGUCACAUGACCUUCCCAGCAGGCUGUUCCAGCAGUGGAGCUACGAGCUGCUGAACAUGGAGGCCAGGGUGGGUGUGGCGCUGGGCAGAGACGCGCCCGGCGAUGAUGAGGAGGAGGACACCGAGACCCUGGUCCGCACUGCCCUGUCAAUGGUGCUCAAACUGGGCAGUCACCUCCUCAAACCCACCAUUAAGGGUGUGAAGACGCCACUGGGCUCACGGCUGGAUGUGAUGCCAGAGAUGAUUGUUCCUCAGGACCUCCUGGUCAAGCUGCUGUCCAGAGAUCUGCUGAGCCCCCAGGAGUAUCUACAGGCUUACCUCACUCCUCUCCACAUCCCCAUGGACACCGGUGAGACAUCUGUAUUCAGUCAAUUUAACAUGCAAAUGUCACGUGUUUGGAAGCAGUCAACCAACCACAGUUUAAUGUUUAGCUAAAGGUCAAGUGGGACACUGUCAGGAUGGCUCACACUGAUGUUGUUUUAACAGGGCGUCCCUUGCCUCCACCUGAUCAUCUGGGAUGUGAAUUCGGACUUUUGAUGUGAUACAGCUUGACUUUUGCGUCUGCUAAUGCUUAAUAUGUUUACUGGCUUCCUGCCUUGAUAUUCGUAUGUGUUAUUGAGAACUGGCAUUCCUUUGCUCCUCAAAUGGAUAGAGCAUAACCAGAUACAUUAUUGGAUGCAACAGCGUUAUGCAGGAAAGAAAUGCUCUUGUAAUCUCUCUCUGUUGGUACCUGUUACAGUUUCAUGUGUUAAAGUCCACCUGAAUGCUGUCCAAUACCCACCUACCCGUUAGGUCA